UCAUCCACAUAUAGAAGUUCCAUAUAGAAAGAGAAGGUUUCACCAUCUCAACGAAAAUAAUUAAACGAAAAAUCCCGGCCUUUCUAUUCGGUGGCGCGGCAAGCGAACUCUGCGCCAAGCGGGAUUUCUUCCUCCAAGUUGGAUUCCAUAACUGUUUUCGCUGUAAUUCUUCGCUGAGAUUGUCUGUUUAAGUUGAGAGCUCCGUCCGCACAAUGGUAUUGCUGCUCAUAGCAAUAUGCACCUUACAAUAAAACUUUACUGAACAGCGAUAUACGAGUUGGUGACGAAUGUAUGGCUGUUGGGGAGAUGUUUAAUUAGCUUCAAUUUAAUCGGAGAGAAGGAAAACUCAUUUUUAUGCCCAAAUUAUAGAAUUGUUGUGCCUGAUUUAUGUUUAGUGAAGCAGAUAUUUGGAUUCAUUCCUUCAAUGUCUAUACCGAGAUGCAGCUCCUCUAGUUUAUACAUACAUUUAAGCCAUUUCCACCAUAAACACAUGGACUUGACCCUAAGGAAGUAUUUUCUUUCCCCAUCGAAUGGAUUUCGAGAAUCUAAGUCUCCUAAUUUUGCUCUAUCCUUCACCAAACAAAUUGGAGGUCUCCAUCCGCUUAACUUGGCUGCUUUUGUAUGCUCACUUAGACGUGACUUGCAUUUAGGAUUAACAUCAAGCCAUCAAAGUAUGAGCUUGAGGCUUCCCAUGCCCAGUUUUCAGAAAAUUCCUAAAAUCAGUUGGAAUGCAAGGCAUUCCUCAUUAGCAGCAGGUGUCUCCUUUGGACUAUGCUUAAGUUUUUCAUCUUCUGGAGUGGUAAAUGCACAAGCUUCUGAAAAUGGUUGGGAUAAAUCCUCAUCUAAGAGAACUUCUCCUGGAAAGAAAGUGUACACUGAUUACUCCAUAACUGGCAUACCAGGAGACGGUAGAUGCCUGUUUCGCUCUGUGGUCCAUGGGGCGUGCAUCCGGGCAGGAAAAUCCAUACCUAAUGAGACCCUGCAGCGAGAAUUAGCUGAUGAAUUGAGGACCUUGAUUGCUGAUGAAUUUAUCAAGAGACGAGAAGAGACAGAAUGGUUUAUUGAGGGGAGCUUUGAUGAUUAUGUCACUCAAAUUAGACAGCCACAUGUCUGGGGAGGCGAGCCAGAGCUUCUCAUGGCGUCUCAUGUUCUCCAGAUGCCAAUCACAGUCUAUAUUGAUGAUGCUGAAGCAGGUGGCCUGAUAGCCAUUGCUGAGUAUGGCCAAGAAUAUGGGAAGGAGGAUCCAAUUCGAGUUCUUUAUCAUGGCUUUGGCCAUUACGAUGCACUCCAAAUUCCACGAAGAAAGGUAACAAAUUCAAAACUUUAGUUUAAAUACUCUCCGGAGAUUCAAAACCCUAAAUUUUUCACUCCAAACCUGUGAUCAAACACAUCGGCUGCACAGACUGUAAUGAGUUUAAUAUAGAGUUCCAAGGUCAGAAUAAGUAUCACAAUGUUCAAUUUGAUCUCUUCUUAUGGAUUUUUUUUUUUUUUUCCUCUCAAAAAUGAAGAUUGAAUUAUUCCAUGAAUUUUUUUAUGCAAUGCCUAAAUUUUCUAUUGAUUUUAUGAUAUAUCUCAGUUCUUUUG
Messenger RNA from Dendrobium catenatum, 1584 nucleotides. Its product is annotated as OTU domain-containing protein At3g57810. Gene Ontology annotation, molecular function: cysteine-type deubiquitinase activity. Gene Ontology annotation, cellular component: nucleus; cytosol. Gene Ontology annotation, biological process: protein deubiquitination; endoplasmic reticulum unfolded protein response. NCBI's taxonomy places the organism in Eukaryota, Viridiplantae, Streptophyta, Magnoliopsida, Asparagales, Orchidaceae. The coding region runs from base 425 to 1327 and encodes 300 amino acids. The transcript has 6 exons. The record is from RefSeq and is a predicted model, not a curated record.